This is a messenger RNA of Aedes albopictus (Asian tiger mosquito), 798 nucleotides long. RefSeq names its product probable serine/threonine-protein kinase clkA. The record is from RefSeq and is a predicted model, not a curated record. The transcript has a single exon. The annotation marks the transcript as partial. NCBI's taxonomy places the organism in Eukaryota, Metazoa, Arthropoda, Insecta, Diptera, Culicidae.
AAUAAUAAUAAUAAUAAUAAUAAUAAUAAUAAUAAUAAUAAUAAUAAUAAUAAUAAUAAUAAUAAUAAUAAUAAUAAUAAUAAUAAUAAUAAUAAUAAUAAUAAUAAUAAUAAUAAUAAUAAUAAUAAUAAUAAUAAUAAUAAUAAUAAUAAUAAUAAUAAUAAUAAUAAUAAUAAUAAUAAUAAUAAUAAUAAUAAUAAUAAUAAUAAUAAUAAUAAUAAUAAUAAUAAUAAUAAUAAUAAUAAUAAUAAUAAUAAUAAUAAUAAUAAUAAUAAUAAUAAUAAUAAUAAUAAUAAUAAUAAUAAUAAUAAUAAUAAUAAUAAUAAUAAUAAUAAUAAUAAUAAUAAUAAUAAUAAUAAUAAUAAUAAUAAUAAUAAUAAUAAUAAUAAUAAUAAUAAUAAUAAUAAUAAUAAUAAUAAUAAUAAUAAUAAUAAUAAUAAUAAUAAUAAUAAAAAUAAUAAUAAUAAUAAUAAUAAUAAUAAUAAUAAUAAUAAUAAUAAUAAUAAUAAUAAUAAUAAUAAUAAUAAUAAUAAUAAUAAUAAUAAUAAUAAUAAUAAUAAUAAUAAUAAUAAUAAUAAUAAUAAUAAUAAUAAUAAUAAUAAUAAUAAUAAUAAUAAUAAUAAUAAUAAUAAUAAUAAUAAUAAUAAUAAUAAUAAUAAUAAUAAUAAUAAUAAUAAUAAUAAUAAUAAUAAUAAUAAUAAUAAUAAUAAUAAUAAUAAUAAUAAUAAUAAUAAUAAUAAUAAUAAUAAUAAUAAUAAUAAUAAUAAUAAUAAUAAUAAUAAUAAUAAUAAUAAUAAU